GUCCGGACGUCUGUGGUGGACUGAGCGGUCGGCGUUGUGCCUGCUGUCCGGUUCACACUAUGGGGUCAGGCCCCGGGAGCUGUUUGCAGUCUCCGCCGUCACCAUGCAACACUAUAGACGGGAGCAGGAACGAUCAGCGACGAACGCGCGGCUGGUGAGUGCUGGUGCCAGCGCGCCCCUCGAGAAUACAGAUUUGCAGAGGGAGAGAAGACCACAGCUCAGGAUUGUCUAGUGCUGGAAAGACUGCUUUGCUGGCCUCUGUUCUUACAAGGAUUGUGUUCCUCUUUCUUGAGAUUUUGUUUAUUUGUAUUUGGUGUCCUUGCUGGCGUCACUCUGGGCUGGGAGGGGGAGCUGAUAUGACCAACUGCCGGGAGAUGGAGGUGGCGCUUGUGAGUGUUGAGAAUUUGAACGGCUUGGGAAUGGGAGACCAAGGGGAUCACAGCUAUCCUCACCACCCCACCGAAAUGAGCACCCCUACCAGGACCCUGGAUCACCCUCCCAGCUACAGCAACAACCUCCACUACCAGCAUAGCCAGCAGCCACAGCCCAGCCUGCCCAGGAGGGGACGAUCUAGCUGUGCCAGCCUGAUCUCCAGCUGGAAGCUCUUUCUGAACAGCGAGGGGACCCAGAGUGAGACCGUCUUCACCAAACUGGCCAUGGAGUGUGGAGAGGACUUGCUGGGGGACCAAGGGGGGAGGAACGAGGGCGACCAGAAGGUGAUCAUUAAUAUUGCCGGCUUGUGCUUUGAGACCCAACUCAAGACCCUGGACCAGUUCCCUGAAACCCUUUUGGGUGACCCCCAGAAAAGGAUGCAGUAUUUCGACCCCAUGAGGAAUGAGUACUUCUUUGACCGCAAUCGGCCCAGCUUUGAUGGGAUCCUCUACUAUUACCAGUCUGGGGGGAAGAUCAGACGUCCAGCCAACGUUCCCUUAGACAUCUUUGAGGCUGAGAUCGUCUUUUACGAGUUGGGGAACGAAGCCAUGGAGCAGUUCCGAGAAGAUGAGGGCUUCAUCAAAGACGUGGAGGUCCUGUUACCCACGAAUGACAUCCACCGGCAAUUCUGGCUCCUCUUUGAGUACCCGGAGAGCUCCAAUGCAGCCAGGGUCGUCGCUUUGGUCUCUGUUUUUGUCAUCGUGGUUUCCAUUGUCAUCUUCUGCCUGGAGACCCUUCCCGAGUUUCGAGAGGAACGGGAUUUUUUCCCCGCGACAGACGAUUUCUUCAACCUGAGCCAGGAGGCUUCUCCCUCCUCUUCUAACCCAGUCAGCCCUUUCUCAGACCCCUUCUUUAUCAUCGAGACAGCCUGCAUUGUCUGGUUCUUCUUUGAGGCCUUCGUGCGGUUUGUGGUCUGCCCGAGCAAACAGGAGUUCUUUCGUAACAUCAUGAACAUCAUCGACAUCAUUUCCAUCAUCCCUUACUUUGUCACCUUGAUCACCGAGCUGGUAGCCACUGCAGAGCCCACCGCGGGACAGACCAUGUCCCUGGCUAUACUCCGCAUCAUCAGGCUGGUCCGCGUCUUUCGGAUCUUCAAGCUCUCCCGGCACUCCAAGGGGCUGCAGAUUCUGGGGCAGACCCUCAAGGCCAGUAUGCGGGAGCUGGGGCUGCUGAUGUUCUUCCUUUUCAUCGGAGUCAUCCUUUUCUCCAGUGCAAUCUACUUCGCAGAAGUGGACGAACCCCAGACUCAGUUCACCAGCAUACCCGAGGGUUUCUGGUGGGCCGUUGUGACCAUGACCACAGUAGGGUACGGAGACAUGUGCCCGAUCACUCUUGGGGGCAAGAUGGUGGGCACCUUGUGCGCCAUAGCUGGAGUCCUGACCAUCGCCUUGCCCGUGCCCGUCAUCGUCUCCAACUUCAACUACUUCUACCACCGGGAGAACAAGGAGAAGUCCACGAUACCCACAGAGGGAGAGACAUCCAAGACGGCCGCCAAAGACGGCAGCACAACCUCUCUCAACCAAACUAACGGGUCUCGGCUGACCGACAAGUCAAAGAACAGCAAGCACUGAGCUCCGGGCAGGGGCUGGCACACUUUUCCAUUUCCAAAUGCUUUCUUUCACCAGGACCCUGGAGGUUGGGUUCUCAUUUCCCAGGGAGUCCUGGAAUGAUGGGGGCGGAAGUUACUUGUUAAAAACCCCAAACAAUCAUCUUCAGCUAUCAGCAAUACAGACAGUGGAGUAACAAAACAACAGUGUACACUCCCUGCCACCAGCAGGGGGAAAUCUUCUUGACUGCAAAUGUGUGAACAUUAUGAAACCUUUACUGGUUGUAAUAUUUACCUUUCUUACUAAAUAUAGUUACAACUGUAUGUCCCAAAGGAUAUUCUUUUAAACAUGUUGUUUUUGUGUAAAGUUUCUGAGGAGAGGUUAUUUUAGUGAUGAGUUUCUUGAGCAGGAUAUUCCUCUGGUUAUUCCAUGUGAAUUUGGACAGGUUUCACAGGUCCUGUAAGCAUUGAUCUUGGGUGUAUCCUGUGCGUUUGAACUCUGACCUGUGUCUAUAUGAGGGUUAGCACUUCAUUCUACCAAUACCUUUCUCUAGUAACCCAUUCAUUAGAAACAAUAACAGGUGGUUUGCAUUGUUUUCACACACAGUAUAAUCGUAUUGCACAGAUUGAGCGCUCUAUUAAAAAAAAGGUCAAUAAUAACACUCCAAAGGGGAGGACGAUAUUCGGCUUUCUUGCAUAUCCAUAAAUAUGACAAUCGCUUGUGUAAAUAUAUAUAUAUAUAUAUAUAUAUAUAAGGCAGGCAGUGUGGUCCAGUGGUUAAAGAAAAGGGCUUGUAACCAGGAGUUCACCAGUUCAAAUCCCUCCUAAGCCACUGACUCAUUGUGUGAUCCUGAGCAAGUCACUUAACCUCCUUGUGCUCCGUCUUUCAGGUGAGACGUAAUUGUAAGGGACUCUGCAGCUGAUGUAUAGUUCACACACCCUAGUCUCUGUAAGUUGUCUUGGAUAAAGGCGUCUGCUAAAUAACCAAAUGAGAAUAUAUAUAUAAUAUAUAUACGUUUUGUGAUUUCAGUGUAGUUCUUAUGUGAAUUGAAAACCUGAAAUCCCUGUUUUGGUUUUUGUGCCUUUGUAUCUCUCUCACUGCACACACACACAGAGCUUUGAUGACACAUUCUGACACACCUGCAUGGGUUCUCCAUUGAUUAUCAGGUUUCUCCACUCACUGAGAGAAUGAGAAGGUGUAAACAACAGGAAAGUGAUGAGCUAGACAGAACGUCAGCUCGUCAGAAACAAGAAAUCCAUUGAAUACACCCACUUGGAACAUCAGCUGCCAACUUCACGGAAUAAUUAGAUUUCAGUGUGAAAAUAAACUUGGUUUUGGGCUGCUGUGAAAAUAAACACAACCAUCAUUUUCCCAAACUGCGGCAAACUCCCUCUCUCCUAAAAGACACCGAACCAAACUGCCAAAAGCCCAAUGGGGUAGCCCUGUAAGCAUCAACAGCACAGACCUGGAGGUUUCUGCAACGGCUAAUACUGCCCCCUCCUGGAGACUCAAGCAUUGAGAUUGAAGUUCUCAAACUACCCCUUCAUAAAGACCUGAUGCUUUCCCAUUGUUAUUUGCAGGGGGCAGCUGGAAACAACUCAAGACUCAGGAACGGUCUCAUCAGGGUCUGUAUCAGUGUCAGUCUGGGAUGUUGCACUGACUUUAUCAGCGUGCAGACUAUAUAUAUUUCUGAAUCAUUCCACAAGGCUAUACUUUGUAACGACUGUAGCCGAUCUUCAAGUCCUUCUUUAUUUAAACUAUUAUGUACUCCAGUUUCAACCCAUAACGAUUCUACACAGGGUUGUGUACAGUAAUAUAAUAAAUAAUAGAAUAUA
Messenger RNA from Acipenser ruthenus (sterlet), 3814 nucleotides. RefSeq names its product potassium voltage-gated channel subfamily A member 10-like. Gene Ontology annotation, biological process: protein homooligomerization; potassium ion transmembrane transport. The record is from RefSeq and is a predicted model, not a curated record. Bases 357 to 2003 code for a protein of 548 amino acids. Gene Ontology annotation, molecular function: protein binding; delayed rectifier potassium channel activity. The transcript is spliced from 2 exons. Gene Ontology annotation, cellular component: membrane; voltage-gated potassium channel complex. NCBI's taxonomy places the organism in Eukaryota, Metazoa, Chordata, Actinopteri, Acipenseriformes, Acipenseridae.